Cannabis sativa is the source of this 1631-nucleotide messenger RNA. RefSeq names its product F-box/LRR-repeat protein 4. Lineage: Eukaryota; Viridiplantae; Streptophyta; Magnoliopsida; Rosales; Cannabaceae. The record is from RefSeq and is a predicted model, not a curated record. Gene Ontology annotation, biological process: SCF-dependent proteasomal ubiquitin-dependent protein catabolic process. The coding region runs from base 201 to 1430 and encodes 409 amino acids. The transcript is spliced from 2 exons. Gene Ontology annotation, molecular function: protein binding. Gene Ontology annotation, cellular component: SCF ubiquitin ligase complex.
UAUGUAUAGAUAGUGAAAUUUUUGUUUGUAAAUCCAUAGUGAACCUCAAUCAACUACAUUAAGUUUGUUCGACUGGCCGGAGCUUCCGCUCGGUUCCUUCCCCAUACGGUGCCUUGUAGAUUUUAUUAUAACAAUUAGGGUUAGGAUCAGAAUUAGGUAUAAGCUUUGAAGAAAUUCGUUGUCUUUCUUCUUCUCCACCAAUGGCUACCGAAGUUCUGCCCUUGUCUGAAACGGUCUGCAUAAACGACGCAUUGACUGACGACGAGCUCCGUUCGGUGCUGGCCAAGCUAGAGAGCGAUCAGGAUAAGGAGCUCUUUGGAUUGGUCUGCAAAAGAUGGCUCCGCUUGCAGAGCACCGAGAGGAAGAAGCUAUUCGCACGUGCUGGGCCGCACAUGCUUGAGAGAAUGGCAGCCAGGUUCUCUCGACUUCUAGAAUUGGAUCUCUCCCAGUCCGUUUCUCGGUCCUUCUAUCCUGGCGUCACCGAUUCUGAUCUCUCUGUUAUUGCCGAUGGGUUUAAAUGCUUGAAAGUUCUCAAUUUGCAGAAUUGUAAAGGAAUUACAGAUAAAGGAAUAGUGGCAAUUGGAAAUGGCCUUUCUUCACUACAGUCCUUGGAUAUAUCAUAUUGCAGAAAGUUGACUGAUAAAGGAUUGGUAGCUGUGGCUAGUGGUUGUCCUAAACUACACAGCCUUCAUCUGGCUGGCUGCAGACUUGUUACUGACAAAGUUUUACAAGCCCUUUCCAAGAAUUGCCCCAAUAUAGAGGAAUUGUGGCUCCAAGGAUGUUCUAAUAUAACUGAUUCAGGACUUUCAGACCUUGUCAGGGGGUGUCGUGGGAUCAAGUUUCUAGACAUCAAUAAAUGCAGCAAUGUAGGAGAUAUUGGGGUUUCCAGUGUUUCAGAGGCAUGUGCAACUUCUUUAAAGACACUCAAGUUGUUGGAUUGCUACAAAAUUGGGAAUCCAUCAAUAUUAUCUCUGGCCAGAUUCUGCAAAAAUCUUGAAACUCUAAUAAUUGGUGGCUGUCGUGACAUUACUGAUGAAUCAAUACAAUUACUAGCCACUGCUUGUGAAUUUACCCUCAAGAACUUGCGGAUGGACUGGUGUUUGAACAUUUCAAAUUCUUCAUUAAGCUGUAUCCUCACCAAGUGCAGAAACCUUGAGGCCCUCGACAUUGGUUGCUGCGAGGAGGUAUCAGAUGCUGCCUUCGAGUGCUUAACAAGUAGACAAUCAGCGCUGACUUUGAAGGUGUUGAAGGUUAAUAAUUGCCCUAAGAUCACAGAGGCCGGUAUAGGCCGGCUUCUAGACAAAUGCAACUCUUUGGAGUACCUGGAUGUGAGGUCAUGCCCACAUAUUACAGAGUCAGGUUUGCAAUUUCCCGAUUACUGUAGAGUGAACUUUACUGGAAAUUUGUCAGAGCCCGACGUGUUACUUUGAAGAUCUGAGAUCCUUUUAUUUACAUUAAAAAAACAAGCUUUGUCCAUGUGUUUAAAUUUCUCAAAACAUGUUUGUAAAUUUAUGUAAAUUGUCUUUCUAUUGCUGUUUUCCCUUGCCUGGUUCCUUAUAUUAGACAGUCUUGUAAUUUUAUUUUUGCUCGUCUUGAUAUGAAUGAAGUAAAAGGAAUAAUUAUUCGUUCAA